AUGGUGUUAUUUCAGUCUAUUAACAACUUUGCCGACCCCCAAGGUGGUAUUGGAUUGCCUAGUGCAAGGAGAAGACGAUUAUAUAUACCGCCAUCCACCAAUUAUCCGUUGUUCAGCUAUGGAGAUGGGGAUGACCAGAGAUCUUUCCUAUCUUUGAUUGAGACAGGAUCUCAUAUAACCGAUUUAGAUGAUGAUAACAGUGAUGCUGCCAGUGUCAGUACAUCACGUUCGCUUCCUUCUUCCCUCAGCUCGGUCAAUACGGACCAUGAAUCCUUGAGAAGCUGGCUAUUGGAAGAGAGCCAAAGACUGUAUUCUGCUGCUCAAUCUGAAGAUGAAGACAAUUUACUGAACCACUCUCGGUACUCCCGAACGUCUCUAUUAUCGUCCAAGUUCAGUACCCAUGACUUUGGAUCUCUUCAUACCUCCUACUCGAAGGAACUCCUGGUGAUAUGUCAGUAUUCGUUUCCCUUGAUCAUCACAUUUCUACUAGAACACCUUUUCAGUAUCGUAUGUUUGAUAGUGGUUGGGCACUUGGGAAAGGACGAGUUGGCAGCCGUUUCCUUGGGCUCCAUGACUACCACCAUCACCUUUGCUGUGUUUGAAGGUAUUGCUACUGCUCUAGACACCUUGUGUCCUCAAGCUUACGGAGCCAAAAAUUACGAGUUGGUAAGUAUACAUGUACAGAGAUGUUUGCUCUUCUCCUUGGUGGCAUACGUUCCUUGUGCCAUUGCUUGGUGGUACAGUUCUGUCUACUUGAAGUAUAUCAUCGAUAGUGAUAAUGUGUUGAAGAUGACUGAAAGCUUCUUGCGUAUAUUGACAUUAGGAGGUCCAGGGUAUAUUUUCUUUGAAGUAUCCAAGAGGUUUCUUCAGGCUCAAGGGAUCUUUGAAGCCGGUACCGGAAUCCUUUUCCUCAGUGCUCCAAUUAAUAUCUUUCUUUCUUGGUUCCUUGUGUGGAACGAGAAAUUUGGAAUGGGCUUUAAUGGUGCUCCCAUUGCAACGGUGAUAAAUUUCUACUUGAUGGAUAUACUAUUAAUCUUAUAUGUGAUGUUUAUCGAUGGAAAAAAAUGCUGGUUCGGUCUAGCUUCAGUUUCUGACUUGUGCAAACAAUGGGGAAACUUGUCCAAGUUGGCGAUUCCAGGAAUCGUCAUGCUAGAAAGUGAGUAUUUUGCCUAUGAAAUCAUGACUUUAAUGGCCAGUUACAUGGGAACGGUGGAUUUGGCAGCCCAAAGUGCAGUUAGCUCCAUUGCUUCACUCACUUAUAUGAUUCCAUUUGCCAUUAGUAUUGCUGGGUCUACCAGAGUAGCCAAUUUCAUAGGUGGUCAUAACAUUCGAGGUGCUCAAAUAGCCAUCAGAGUAACUCUUUUCGUUGGUCUCGUGGCUGCAUUCAUCAACUGCCUUGUUUUAUUUUCCCUAAAGUCUCAUAUUGCCAGUAUCUUUACCUCAGAUACCGAUGUUAAAAGUUUGGUCAUUGACUUAUUUAACCCAUUAGUGUCGGUAAUCCAGAUAUUCGAUGGGUUAGCUUGUGUUUCCAGUGGGAUUUUGCGAGCGGAAGGAUCUCAAAGAAUUGGCGGAUAUAUCAAUUUCCUCGCAUAUUAUGCGGUUGCAAUUCCAUCGUCUCUAGCCUUAAACAAGUUGUUUGACUUGAAACUCUUUGGUCUUUGGCUUGGGAUUGGGGGUGGAAUGAUCUUAAUUGCAAUAUCAGAGAUCCUUGUGAUCGUAAAUAGUGACUGGGAUCAUAUUAUGAUGAAAGCAGAGCUUUUGAACGACGCAGCCUUUGAUAGUGAUUAA
Yamadazyma tenuis ATCC 10573 is the source of this 1788-nucleotide messenger RNA. RefSeq lists its product as uncharacterized. Gene Ontology annotation, cellular component: membrane. The record is from RefSeq and is a predicted model, not a curated record. Gene Ontology annotation, biological process: xenobiotic detoxification by transmembrane export across the plasma membrane. Gene Ontology annotation, molecular function: antiporter activity; xenobiotic transmembrane transporter activity. NCBI's taxonomy places the organism in Eukaryota, Fungi, Ascomycota, Pichiomycetes, Serinales, Debaryomycetaceae.